AUGUUACAUUGUCUUCGGGAUGGAUUUAAUCCUACAUAUAAGAACUGGACAGGUCAUGGUGAAAUAUAUGUUCCGUUUCACUCAAAUGAAGAUGGUAAAAUGUUCGAUUCUCGAGACAACAUGGCUGGUAUGUUGCAUGAUGCAAUGGGAAUUUCGAAUAAAAAUAUGGAGCAGGAUAAUGACCAACAAUCGACCUUUAGUAAUUUAAAUGGAGCUGAUGAAGAAACAAAGAAUUUCAUUAAAUUAUUGCGAGAUGCUGAGACUCCAUUAUUUCAGGGAUGUAAAAAGCAGACAAAGUUAUCUUUUAUUGCUCGAUUGUUGCAACUGAAGGUCUUAUGUCGUUGGACUAACCACUCAGUGGACUUGCUCCUUGAAUUGUUGAAAGACUCGUUCCCUGAUGAUGUAAACUUACCAGCUAACUGCUAUGAAGCCACCAAAAUAACAACAGAAUUGGGUUUCACAUGUAAGAUUAUCGAUGCAUGUCAUAAUAAUUGCAUGUUAUUUCGUGGUGAAGAUGAAAAAUUGGAUAAAUGUGAAAUUUGUGGUGGAGCUAGAUAUGUCGAUGAUGUUACAAAGAUAGCAAAAAAUCAAAUGAGGUACUUUCCAUUGAAGCCGAGGUUACAAAAGUUGUUCAUGUCGUCAAAAACUUCUUCGCUUAUGAGAUGGCAUGCUGAGAAACGUAUAGAUGAUGGGAUACUUCGGCACCCCGCUGAUAGUCAAGCAUGGAAAAACUUUGAUGAGAGAAAUCCAACCUUUGCGAGUGAUAUUCGCAAUGUUAGACUUGGCUUAGCAACAGAUGGAUUCAACCCUUUUGGAACAAUGAAUGUUAGUAAUAGUAUUUGGCCAGUUGUGCUACUGACAUACAAUCUACCUCCGUGGCUUUGUAUGAAGCAACCUUCGCUCAUAUUAUCCAUUAUCAUUGAUGGUCCUAAAGGACCGGGAAAUAAAAUUGACGUGUUCUUGCAACCGUUGAUUGAUGAAUUAAAGGAGUUGUGGGAUAUUGGGGUACAAACCUAUGAUGCUUCAGCUGAUCAGGUUUUUCAAUUGCAUGCUGCUUUGCUAUGGACAAUCAGUGAUUUUCCUGGUUAUGGUAAUAUAUCGGGUUGGUCUACAAAAGGUAUGUUUGCUUGUCCCAAUUGUGGUAAAGAUACGCAGUCUAAAUAUUUGAAGAAUGGCCAUAAAUUCUGCUAUUGUGGUCAUCGUCGUUUCUUACCCACCGGACACAGAUUAAGGAGGGAUAGAGUAUCCUUUGAUGGGACAAUAGAACUGAGGCAGAAGCCAACUCCUCUAUCCGUGGCAGAUUUACUACGUGAAUUAGAAACCGUACCUACGGAAUAUAAAAAAGAGGAUGUAAGAAAGAGAUGGAUGCAAAAUAAUACCAAAAAGAGGAAAGUUGAAGAAAGCACACAAAGUAUUUGGAAAAAGAGAAGUAUCUUUUUUGAGUUGCCAUAUUGGGCUGGCAAUCUUAUUAGACACAAUCUUGAUGUUAUGCAUAUAGAAAAGAAUGUGUGUGACAAUGUACUCUUUACAUUGUUAGGUGUUAAAGGUAAAACAAAAGAUAAUCUUAAUGCGAGAAAGGAUCUCCAAUUGCUGAAAAUCAGAAGUUCUUUGCACCCAAUUCCAAGACGCAAUGGAGCUUUAUAUUUGCCCGCGGCAUCAUUUACAAUGAGUAAACACGAGAAAAAUAUAUUUUGUGGUGUGCUAAAGAGACUCAGACCUCCUGAUGGUUAUGCGUCCAAUAUAUCUCGUCAUGUACAAUUAGAGAAACAGAUUAUAUGGGGUUUAAAGAGCCACGAUAAUCAUGUUCUCAUGCAAAAGAUACUUCCAAUUGCUGCACGUAGAGCAUUGCCUAAGAAUGUAGUUGAUGUUUUAAUUGAAUUAAGCAAUUUCUUUCGGACAUUAUGCUCUAAGAUGAAUUCUGUACACGAUUUAGAGAAACUUCAAGAUCGGAUUGUUCUCACGCUUUGUCAUCUAGAGAAAAUUUUUCCUCCUUCGUUUUUUGACAUAAUGGAACACUUGCCUGUACAUUUGGCUGAAGAGGCAAAAAUAGCUGGACCUGUACAGUUUCGGUGGAUGUACCCUAUUGAGAGGUAUCUAUCUACUCUAAAGAAGUAUGUACGUAAUCGAGCACAUCCUGAAGGCUCAAUUGCGCGUGGGUAUCUAAUGGAAGAAUGCAUGAACUUCUGUUCUAGAUAUCUUAAUGAUGUUGAAACUAAGGAGAAUCGACUACCUCGUAACUAUGACGGAAAUAAUCUCAUGGGUCGACGUUUAUUCUCGGGAAAAAGGUCUACCAUUGACAAAGAUACAUUGCUUCAAAUCCAUCGUUAUGUGCUCGCAAAUGCUGAUACAGUUGCACCAUAUCGAGACAUGCACCAAGUAAUAAUUAAAAGAGAAAAGCCCCGAGCAACUCCUAGGGAAAUUCAGUUUAUACACAGCCAAACUUUCUAUAUAUGGUUCAAGGCUUAUGUUCAAAGCUUGCAAGAAGCUUCCGAUCCACAACUUACUGGAGAAAUAAUUGCUCUUGCUAAUGGGCCAAUUCCACAUGCAACCAAAUACAAUGCAUGCAUCAUUGGAGGGUAUCGGUAUCGUGUGAAAAGUAAAGAUAUACACAAGAAAACUCAAUGUAGUGGGGUUGUUGUCAAUGCAGAUACAUUGAGUUUCGCUAGUGCUAAAGAUAAGAAGCCUCGGUCUGGGAAUGUCUCUUACUAUGGAGUUUUAACUGAUAUAAUUGACAUUCAGUACACAAAAGACAUUCAAUUUCUAAUGUUUAAAUGUGACUGGGUGGAUAAUGAGAGGGGAGUUAAACAAGAUGAGUUCAAGUUUACGCUUGUAAACUUUAAUUAUCUUAUGUAUGAGAGGAAUUUACCAACUGACGAGCCUUUUAUUUUAGCAACUCAGUCUCAACAAGUUUGGUAUAUUGCUGAUCCCGUGGAGUCAGAUUGGAAUGUAGUGGUAAAAAUGUCAAGAAGAGAUAGUUUUGACAUCUAUUCCACUAUUGAAGCCGAGAAACAUAGCAGUUUACAACUUGAUGAUGGUAUUCCAAAUCGAAAUGAGGAUGUUUGUUGGGUGAGGGAAGGAGUAGAAGGAGUUAUUGUGGAUGCGGUAGUUGGAACAGUUGAUCAUAAUGAAAUAGAAACUGAUAUGGAUGUAGAAGAUGAUUUGGAUGAAUAA
Molecule: messenger RNA, 3171 nt
Organism: Erythranthe guttata (spotted monkey flower)
Lineage: Eukaryota; Viridiplantae; Streptophyta; Magnoliopsida; Lamiales; Phrymaceae
Source: RefSeq, a predicted model, not a curated record